This is a messenger RNA of Girardinichthys multiradiatus, 5826 nucleotides long. RefSeq names its product cryptochrome-1-like. Bases 254 to 2503 code for a protein of 749 amino acids. The transcript has 16 exons. Gene Ontology annotation, biological process: circadian regulation of gene expression; negative regulation of DNA-templated transcription; entrainment of circadian clock by photoperiod. Lineage: Eukaryota; Metazoa; Chordata; Actinopteri; Cyprinodontiformes; Goodeidae. Gene Ontology annotation, molecular function: DNA binding; FAD binding. The record is from RefSeq and is a predicted model, not a curated record. Gene Ontology annotation, cellular component: nucleus; cytoplasm.
AGGAGAGAAAAUCCACUCCCGUGUCACCCUCUAGUAUAAACCCGAGCUGAACAUGCGCAGUUGCUUUAACUGUUACGAAACACGGUACGGCAGUGGGGCACAGGACGUUCACAGAGGGAUUGUCAGGCAGCGGCCGCCGGCACGAACCCGGUACGCAGCGCUAACCCGAACCCAGAGAGGAGAGAAGAAAUGCGUUCUUCUCUGGGCUUGACAUAAACAUCACCCCCGGGGAUCCAGCCCAAGGCAGAAUAAAAUGGCCUCAAACUCCAUCCACUGGUUCCGUAAGGGACUGCGUCUCCAUGACAAUCCAGCACUACAGGAGGCGUUCCGGGGGGCUGGCACUGUGCGCUGUGUUUACUUCCUGGACCCAUGGUUUGCAGGCUCCUCUAAUGUCGGGGUCAACAGGUGGAGGUUUCUGCUCCAAUGUUUGGAGGACCUGGAUGCAAGUCUUCGAAAGCUCAACUCUCGCCUUUUUGUCAUCAGGGGCCAACCAGCAAAUGUGUUCCCACGCCUCUUUAAGGAGUGGAAGGUCUCGCGACUGACCUUUGAGUAUGACUCUGAACCGUUUGGGAAGGAGCGAGACGCCGCCAUCAAGAAGCUGGCAAUGGAGGCAGGGGUGGAGGUCAUUGUCAAGAUAUCCCACACACUCUACGACCUGGACAAGAUCAUCGAGCUGAAUGGUGGACAGCCUCCUCUGACCUACAAGCGAUUCCAGACCUUGAUAAGUCGCCUGGACCCACCUGAGAUGCCCGUUGAGACGCUGUCAGACAUGCUGAUGGGCGGCUGCAUCACCCCCAUCUCUGAGGACCAUGGGGAGAAGUACGGCGUCCCGUCCCUCGAGGAGCUGGGUUUCGACACAGAGGGCCUCCCUUCAGCCGUGUGGCCUGGAGGAGAAACUGAAGCUCUGACUAGGAUAGAGCGCCAUCUAGAGAGAAAAGCAUGGGUGGCCAACUUUGAGCGUCCCCGGAUGAAUGCCAACUCCCUGCUGGCCAGCCCGACAGGCCUCAGCCCCUACCUGCGCUUCGGUUGCCUCUCCUGCCGCCUCUUCUACUUCAAACUCACUGACCUCUACCGAAAGGUAAAAAAGAACAGCUCCCCUCCACUCUCCCUGUAUGGCCAGUUACUGUGGCGUGAGUUCUUCUACACAGCAGCAACCAACAACCCACGCUUCGACGAGAUGGAAGGAAACCCCAUCUGCGUCCGCAUCCCGUGGGACAAGAACCCCGAGGCCCUCGCCAAAUGGGCCGAGGCCAAGACUGGCUUCCCCUGGAUAGACGCCAUCAUGACUCAGCUGAGACAGGAGGGCUGGAUCCAUCAUCUCGCUAGGCACGCCGUAGCCUGCUUCCUCACCAGAGGGGACCUGUGGAUCAGCUGGGAGGAAGGGAUGAAGGUGUUCGAGGAGCUGCUUCUAGAUGCAGACUGGAGUGUGAACGCGGGCAGUUGGAUGUGGUUGUCCUGUAGUUCAUUCUUUCAGCAGUUUUUCCACUGCUACUGCCCCGUGGGCUUCGGCCGGCGCACCGACCCCAACGGGGACUUCAUCAGGCGAUACUUACCUGUCCUUAGAGGUUUCCCCGCCAAGUUCAUCUACGACCCCUGGAACGCCCCCGAAUCUGUGCAGGCGGCAGCCAAGUGUAUCAUAGGAAUCCAUUAUCCAAAACCCAUGGUGCACCACGCAGAGGCCAGCCGGCUCAACAUCGAAAGGAUGAAGCAGAUCUACCAGCAGCUGAGCCGAUACAGAGGACUUGGCCUGUUGGCAUCUGUCCCAUCCACAAACGGGAAUGGCAAUGGAGGAAUGAUGGCCUAUUCUCCUGGAGAGCAGCAGUCAGGGACCAGCAACAACAAUAAUUCACAUUUGCCUGGAGUGUCAGGAAGCUCAGUGGCCGCAGGGAAUGGCAGUGGGAGCAUCUUAUUUAACUUUGAAGGCGAAGAACAGACGGCGCCCAGCAGUGUUGGACAAAAGCAGCAACAGCGACUUCACACACUGCCACAGAACCAGCAACAGCAUGGAUACGACUCAGUGCCAGACGCCAGCCCGAACAUGACCAGCAGCCGACUCUAUCAUGAGUUUGCUGUGCCUCAACACCCAGGCCUCCUCCUGCACACCAGGGGCAGCAGCACAGGAAAGCGAGAACGCGAGUCAGAACGGGAAGGGUCGGGGGAAGAAGAGCCGGCGUCCUGCUCUAUGAACAAAAUACAGAGACAGAGUGCAGAGAUCUCAGUUAAACAUAACCUUUGGAAAAGGCUUAUGAGUUUCUAUGAGGCAAACGCAACAAAUAGUGACUGUUUUGAUGAUGCAAACUUCCCUCUCCCACUUCCAGACCUCUUAGGCCUGAUGGAGAUGAAGCUGCUUGAAAACAUUUUAGUCAGCUGUUUGAGGAAAAGCCCAGCGUCGCCUCCUAAGCUCCAGGUGGACAUAACUGCCGACUCCCGUCGAACUCAACGCACCAAAACUGCUCUGUCUGUUUUUUGGGGUUUUUUUUGUCCAAAAUUCCUUGAGGUAUAAACACAAAGGUGAAAAUGGGAUGAUUUUUUUAAUCCAGAGACUAAAUUUGCAGUGGGGACAGCAUCAGAAGGAUGUACAAAGAAACAAAAAGCCUCGAUACUACAGCUUGGUUAAAACGUUUGUAAUAAAAAAAGAAAAAAAAAGAAAAAGAUUUUAAUUAAUUAAAACUUUUAAAAAAACAACUGCUGCCACCAGCCAAUAAAAACUGGACAGACACUGAAUUACAGCUAUAAAUGUAGUAAUGGAUUUAUUUACCCCCUUGUUCUACAUCUCCAUACCUUUUGUGCUACGUCUUACAGGGUCCGUCAGUUAAAUCAGUCCCCUAAACCCCUUAAUCUGUUCCAUCAGGAAUAUAUCUUCACUGUUAAAAAAUGCAGUUGUUCUAUUUCUUGUUUGAUCAAUGCAGCAUCAGAGCAGAAAAUGGACAGUUUUCAUUGACCUGUACAGGAUUCUGAGUAUGUUAGGAUUUUUCUCCCUUAAAUCAAGCAAAGUAAUUCAGUGUUUUUACAGUGACAUCCAGGCAGGUACUUUCAGGGACUUUAUGUAACACAAUCUGUUGGUUGCUAGUUUUGCCUGUAAAUACAGUUUCCCUUUGACUGAUGGGAAAGCAUUUUCCAGUUUAGAGUUUAGUUUUUGGUUUUUAAGUCUGCCGCUGCCUGUUUGGUGUAUGAGAUUAUUAGUGACAGAAGGUUUAUUUUGUUCGGAGGUUUAAGACACAAAGCAUCAGGAAUCAAAUGUAUGUGUAUAUUUACACAGUGUGUGACAAAGCUCCUCCAUUCUUGGUCUUGGAGUCUCUUUUCAGUGUGUUACUACAGAUUAAUUUGAAAAUUGUUUUUAACUAGGUUGCUUAAGAUGUAAAAAACUGCCUUUUUAAAGAUAAUCCAUAAAGAAUGUAUUGGGGUUCCUUUGAUUGGUUUUUAUUUUAUUUAUUCUGAUAUCAUAGUGAGUCAUCCACACCAAAUCCAAUAUUUAUAGAAAGAUUAUAACUAUUGUAAAUAUUGUUUUCUUUAGAGUCGAUACAGGGAUUUAUUUCAAAGCACUUUAAAACCCUGUUCUUGUGAAAGAGCCGCAGUCAGUUUAAAAACUCCACCCGUCGCUGAAAGCCUUUCAUCCGAUCAGGUUUUGUUUCCUGAAACUUUCAUUCUCACGCCAAACCUCUAAAUGUCGACCUUCAUUAUAUCUGUGCUGUUUUUUGUUUAUUUACAGUGAUUUAUGUGAGCUUACGGUCAUGUAGAUAAAAUGUUUCUAUCAUCUGAAAUCACUCCAAACAGACAACAAAUUAGACAUAAAACUGGGAUCAGAUUACCUGCGACUGUUUUUAAAGGAAUGUUUGGUGCUCUUGUUUGCUUUUAUUAGUCAAGAAACGCUUAAAACCUGCAGAUCAAAGUUAAAAGGGUUUGUUAUUUGGACAGUUGCUCAGUUUGAUUGGGUAAGAUUGUUUUAAAAUGGAUGUGCAGUUCUCACUUUUCCUUUCAAAGUGAAACUAUUUUAAGCCCAUCGUAGGGUUAGAUUAGAGUUUUUACUAGAAGCGGCAGCUCCCUGGGUUGACUCUAAAUAAAUACAACUGCAUGCAGGAUCAUUUGCUGCAGUCUGUGUAGCACCAUUCCAGUCUGUUUCCUUCUCAUUUUACACCCAACCAACUUUAAUGUGCAAACAUGUUCAACCCUUUACUAUAAUUGUUCCACUUAGUUUUUUCUUGUUAUUGUAUUUGGUGUGGAAGCCCGCUAAUGGCUUAACAGCAAUUCUUCACAGCAUUACCCCCCCAUUGCUCGCUUGUUUCUUGAAGUGUUCAGAUUCUGCUGUGAAUAUUAAGUAGCUUUAAUCUUUGCUGUCUCAGAUGGGGGGGUAUCUGACUAUCUCCAUAUUGAACUUAAAUGCCUCUGAGUUAUGAUAGUGUUUUAUUUAGUGUUGAACAGAACCAAAUAUGUUUUCCUUUUGGUUUUUCUCAAGUCGGUAACAUUUUCACCUUUCUGUUUCUCCCUCCAAAAUCUCAAUGAGUGAUUUGUGUCAAAAAACAAAACCAAAACAAAUAUCAUCAUAGGAUCUUGACUCUGCACUUGGAAAUGUACAAGUUAACUUAAAAGACAGGCAGAUGGUUGCAGUCUCUUCUCAAAACUUGUUACUUUUUUAAAGAUUUCUUAUAAAAACCAAAAACUCGCUUAACAAAAAGUACAAAAAGAUUUAGGCAACAAGUUGAGCUAAAACAAAAGAAUAAGUGACUGCAUCUAAAUGAGCCUAAUUCUGUCAGAAAAGCAGAAACCGACAUUCCUUAGAACAAAGGAUGCCCUCCCAUGUGAAGGAUUUCUACUACUGGACAAGAAGUUAAACCACAUAUGAACACUCGUGGCUUCUUCUCAGAUUGUGCAAGCCAGAAUCAGCCAGAAUUUUAUGAAACUUGAUGUAAAACAAAAAAAAAAAGGGCCCAAAAUGUCAGGAUCUAAAUCCUGCUCGAAAAGUAAAAGCUGGAAAUAUCAGAGAACAUAUGAAGUCUGAUGGCGACUCCAUUGAGAUGCUGUCAAACAUUAGUCAUUAAUUUAUGUUCCAGAAGAAACUUUAUCUCACUAAAACACACUACAACACUGCAGGUUUUAAACCCACACACUCAGGCGAAUCCGAGAUGAUUUUAAUGAUAGCAGUGCCCACACAAUGCAAAAGAUGAUAUGCAUCAAGAUAUGUUUUGUCAUGUUUAGACAAGAGCAUUUUGAGGCCUGAACUGUUUUUUUUUUUUUUUUACAAAGGAAAAAACGUGGGACCGUAAUAGAAACCACUGUCUUCAGUGGGUUUUUUCUUUUAUUGCAGCCAAAGGGUUCAUGAAGUGUCUGACGUUUUCAACAUCUCGCAGGUCUGGGCUGCAGAAGCAGACAGUAGUUUGCUGCUGCUCUCCUAAGAAGGUUCUGGUCUCGGUGGAGCCGUGGUGACUCGUGGUGACUCAUGUCUGUACAGUACUUGAUAUUUGUUCACCUGUGGUUGUGCUGCCCUCAGUUUCAGGGGUAAUGUGUGGGGUGGGUGGGGCGAUGUUUUAAAGAUGUAGUGUUUCUAUAUUAUAAUUCUGUAUGUUCUCAAAAAGAUUUAAACAUUAGAUUUUUGUAGCUUUUAUUAAAAUAGCAAAAACAAGUUAAACCAACUUUCUACUCCUAUUUUUUUCCUUUAUUUUAUUUUUAUUAUUGUCUUUUUGUUCCCUUCUGUGACAGGAAGUUGAAAAAUACACCAUCUGUCAUCUUUGUAAGUACUGUGUUCUCUCUCUGUUUCUCCUUGUGUUGUGAAAGGCUUUUCUUGUGCUUGAUCAAGUUCAUGAUGGGGAAUUAAAAACUGCUACAACUUGA